This is a messenger RNA of Diplodia corticola, 1014 nucleotides long. RefSeq lists its product as uncharacterized. The record is from RefSeq and is a predicted model, not a curated record. The transcript is spliced from 2 exons. The coding region runs from base 1 to 1014 and encodes 337 amino acids. Lineage: Eukaryota; Fungi; Ascomycota; Dothideomycetes; Botryosphaeriales; Botryosphaeriaceae.
AUGGUGCCGGCGCACCUCAACUCGGAGCAGCAGAAGCUAGUGUACAAGGACAAGCACCGGGCGCGGCUGUCGGCGGAUGCGCCGGAGCCGGUGUGGAGCACCGUGGCGGGCGUCGACGUGACCCUCGAGCACAUUGACCGCGUGCGCGACAUACCGCCGCGGGCGUACGUCUUCUCCGAGGCACUGCGCCUCGCCGAGACGCCCGAGGACUGGGAGAACGUGGGCCGCCUGGUCGAAGGGCUGGCGGACGCCGGCAUGCCCAUGAAGCCGCAGUGGGCGCAGAAGCUGGUGCGCGUGGCGGGACACAAGGGCGCGAUGCACGUCGUGUUGAGGGCGCUGCAGCGCGCGCCGCGGACGGGCUUGCGGCUCCAGACUAGGGGCGUCGUGUCGCGGGUCAUGUGGGAGGUGCGCGCCGUCGCGGCGGACAGUGGGUGGGGCGAGCAGGAGACUGAUCGGGCGCUGCGGUGGGCGGAGCAGGUGGUGGAGCUGAUGGAGUCGGCGGAGCAUUGCGGCGGCCCCGACAAGCGGGUGCCGAAGCUGGGCGACCUGCGCACGCUGCCGUUCGUCAUUGCGACCCCGUUGGAGCUCGCGGCUGCGCAGGUGCUGAGGUACAAGGACGGUGUUGACGAGGAUGGCGUGGUGGAGGCGUAUGCGAAGGGGUUGUGCUUCAAUUUGAAGAACUUUGGCUUGCAGGAAGCCAAUGGCCAACCAGGAGACCCCACCACCAAGGAGGCAUCCAAGCAACCCAACCGCUACACGCUUUUUGCUGAAGCCACCGAGAAACUGCGACGCUUGGUGCCCGUGUGGCACGCCCUGACGCUUGCCCAACGCGUACUCAAGCCCAAGGACCGCAUGCCGCUUAACGAUGUUGAGACAUAUAAGCAGCUGGAAAAGCUACAAAAGCAGAUUGAGGCCACGAUCAAGGUCAUGAAGGCGCAGCUGCCACCCAAAACGUCUAUCGAGAAGCACGGUGACUAUAAGAGGUGGAUUCAGGUGCGGAACGAGAAGCUGUAA